Messenger RNA from Musa acuminata subsp. malaccensis (wild Malaysian banana), 1387 nucleotides. Its product is annotated as glyceraldehyde-3-phosphate dehydrogenase 2, cytosolic. Lineage: Eukaryota; Viridiplantae; Streptophyta; Magnoliopsida; Zingiberales; Musaceae. Gene Ontology annotation, biological process: glycolytic process; glucose metabolic process. Gene Ontology annotation, molecular function: glyceraldehyde-3-phosphate dehydrogenase (NAD+) (phosphorylating) activity; NADP binding; NAD binding. Gene Ontology annotation, cellular component: cytosol. The record is from RefSeq and is a predicted model, not a curated record.
UUCGCCUAUAUAAGAGAGACGGCUUACGGCCCCUCCCAUUCCGCCUCCAUUUCUCUUCUUCUGACGCCUCAUUUCUCUGUUUUCUCGGAUCUCAUUUGCGAUCGCCAUGGCUGGAAAGAUCAAGAUCGGCAUCAACGGGUUCGGAAGGAUCGGGAGGCUGGUCGCCAGAGUCGCACUUCAGAGUGACGAUGUGGAGCUCGUUGCUGUCAACGACCCCUUCAUCACCACUGAUUACAUGACGUACAUGUUUAAGUAUGACACGGUGCAUGGAUCAUGGAAGCAUCACGAGAUUAAGGUUAAGGAUUCUAAGACUCUUCUUUUUGGCGAGAAAGAAGUCACCGUUUUUGGUAUCAGGAACCCUGAGGAGAUCCCAUGGGGUGAGUCUGGUGCCGAGUACGUCGUGGAAUCAACUGGUGUCUUUACUGACAAGGACAAGGCUGCUGCUCACCUUAAGGGUGGAGCCAAGAAGGUCAUAAUCUCUGCUCCCAGCAAGGAUGCCCCAAUGUUUGUUAUAGGAGUGAAUGAAAAUGAGUACACGUCUGACAUAAACAUUGUAUCAAAUGCAAGCUGCACAACCAACUGUCUUGCUCCUCUAGCCAAAGUCAUCCAUGACAGAUUUGGAAUAGUGGAGGGUUUGAUGACUACAGUUCAUUCUAUCACAGCCACUCAAAAGACUGUUGAUGGACCAUCUAGCAAGGACUGGAGAGGUGGACGUGCUGCAAGCUUUAACAUCAUUCCUAGCAGCACUGGUGCUGCCAAGGCUGUUGGAAAGGUCCUUCCUUCUUUGAAUGGAAAGUUAACCGGUAUGUCUUUCCGUGUUCCGACUGUUGAUGUGUCUGUUGUAGAUCUUACUGUCAGGCUUGAAAAGGCUGCCACCUAUGAUGAGAUCAAGGCUGCCAUUAAGGAGGAAUCCGAGGGAAAGCUUAAGGGCAUUCUAGGAUAUGUGGAGGAGGACUUGGUCUCCACUGACUUUGUAGGAGACAGCAGGUCAAGCAUCUUUGAUGCCAAGGCAGGAAUUGCCUUGAAUCCUAACUUUGCCAAGCUUGUGUCUUGGUAUGAUAACGAGUGGGGUUACAGCUCACGUGUAAUUGACCUGAUCCGCCACAUUCACAAGACUAAGUAAUUCGAUUGCUUCCCCGACUUGCUGUUCUCCGGCCGUUCUUCGGACCAUUGCUUUCUCUUUAUUUUCAUCACGAAUAAAUGUUUUGAUGCGACAUCUUUUUCAUAAUUGCCUCCCAGACUCUAGCCUGGGCAUUACAUACAUGCCCAGUUUUUGUUUUAGAUGUUAAUUAUUCAGCUGAAUGUGAGGCUGAACCGUGUACUUUGCUUCCGGACUCACUGAUAUGGAAGUCGAUUUAUUUUGAGUUGAGAAUAGUCUUGCUGGUUG